Nematocida minor is the source of this 282-nucleotide messenger RNA. RefSeq lists its product as uncharacterized. Bases 1 to 282 code for a protein of 93 amino acids. The transcript has a single exon. The record is from RefSeq and is a predicted model, not a curated record. Lineage: Eukaryota; Fungi; Microsporidia.
AUGGCCAAGCAAAGAAACUGCGCUCACCGGAGAGAAAUCGUAAGAUCGAAAACAGAAGAGUCGAUUGAUGAAAGAAAAAGAAGAGAGCAGAUAAAGAAGGGAAGACACACCGACACGUGGAAUAAAAGGGAAGAGAUACGCUCCCAGAGGAAAGAGAUCAGACAAAGAAUACAAGAAAGAGAAGAAGCCGCAGAAAAAGAGCUGACCACCAGCAGAAACGCCAGACUGGCGCUCAGAAGAAAGAAGAAGAUGCUCAAAGACCUCUACAAAGAAAAAGAGUAA